UGCAAUUUACGUCAGUGCUGCAAAAGUAACGACACAACACCUCGCUGUGGGGCACUGUCGGGAUUUGCCGUAAAGCAUUAGGGCUUCACGGAAGGUUAAAGAGAUCUCCUUUAAUUAAGGACCAUGCCGUUUGUGGACCUGCAGGAGAAGUUGGGUGUAAACGUUGAUCGCUGGAUGCUGAUCCAGAGCGGGCCGCAGCCAUACCAGCGCGCUGCCCGCUGCCAUGCUUUCGAGAAAGAGUGGAUCGAGUGUUCACACGGUAUCGGCCAGACCCGAGCUCGGAAAGAGUGCAGGGUGGAGUUCGAGGACUUCUACGAGUGCAUGCACCGGCAGAAGAUGCAAAAACGCCUGUAUGAAAUCCGGACUCAGCGUGAGAAACUGAUAAAAGAGGGAUCCUACACGCCUCCAAAGCACCACGCCGGCAAGGAGGAGAUACGUCCAUGACCCUCUUCUGAUCCCUGGCCUGUGACCUUUGACCCUCGUCUUUCAUUGAUUAUGCCAUGCAGUCCUUGUUGAUGAGCAAGCUUGUCCCAACUAAUUAUUAUUCAUUUUCCAUUUGAAAAAUAAAGCUAUUCAAUCCCUUAA
Messenger RNA from Brienomyrus brachyistius, 585 nucleotides. RefSeq names its product NADH:ubiquinone oxidoreductase subunit S5 (gene ndufs5). The record is from RefSeq and is a predicted model, not a curated record. The transcript has 3 exons. Gene Ontology annotation, biological process: mitochondrial respiratory chain complex I assembly. The coding region runs from base 124 to 444 and encodes 106 amino acids. Lineage: Eukaryota; Metazoa; Chordata; Actinopteri; Osteoglossiformes; Mormyridae.